CGCAUGACAAAGGCAGCUCGAAAUCACGGGCAAGACGACGACGAACGAGGAACUGGAGAGCAUGCUGGAGUCGGGCAACCCUGCUAUAUUCACAGAAGGAAUCAUCAUGGAGACACAGCAAGCGAAGCAGAGUCUAGCGGACAUCGAGGCGAGACACAACGACAUCAUGAAGCUGGAGAACAGUAUCCGCGAGCUUCACGACAUGUUCAUGGACAUGGCCAUGCUCGUAGAGUCACAGGGAGAGAUGAUUGAUCGGAUCGAGUACAACGUCGAGGCAUCGGUCGACUACAUCGAGACGGCCAAGAUGGACACGAAGAAGGCGGUCAAGUACCAGAGCAAAGCGCGGCGGAAGAAGAUCUUCAUCAUAGUGUGUGUGGCUGUGUUGAUCGCAAUCCUCAUCAUUAUACUGGCGUCGGUGUUGCCCGGCAUCGGAUAAACGCGGCGCUGGCGGCGGCGGGCAGGAGGAGAGAUACGAGAGACACCGGACAGACGGACGGUCGGACCACGCCGCUAGCACGGUGGCGUUGCACGAGCGAGUGGGGGCGGUGGCGUCGCCGCGGCGACCCCUCUCUCACGCUUACCCCUGAGAAUGCAUACGAAAGACGAUGCAGAAGGAAGGUGGAGAAGGAAGGUGGAGAAGGUGGAGAAGGAACGAUGCCAAAGGAAGGUGGUGCCGGCAGCGGGAGUGUUGCGUCGCGAGGAAGGGAGCUUCCCUGCUGUCGGCUGUGAGGAAGAAGACGGAGGAACGGCCCAAGAUCGAGCAGCUGAGAGGAAGACGGAGAGAGAGAAAGAAAGAUAGAGCGAGAGGAAGAUGGAGAGACAGACAGAGAGAGAGAGAGAGAGAGAGAGAGAGAGAGAGAGAGAGAGAGACACCUCCCUGGCGUACUAGAGUGCUUUCUUGCAUUGCACGGUGGGGAGUUGGUACGUCUCUGUAAGACGAGAUUUAGUGACGCGGUCGUCCAGGAGAUGGCAGCACCGUGCUGUAGCUGGAGGGAAGCAGCGAUGGCCAGCCGGUAGAUGGCGCAGCGCGGUGUGGCUGUCUGUCCAUGUACAGCCGAGCGCAUUUUCUUCUUCAUUGUGUUCGCGAGGUUAUUGCAAGUUAUAUAUGUCUGCUCAUAUAUCUACUGUUGAAUAAUAAUGUUGAACACAUGCAGACACACACGCCACACACACGUAACACAUACAGACGCACGCACGCACGCAACCACACACACAUGCACGCGCGCACACACCGUGUGGGUAAUUUAUCUCCCGUGUCCUGACCGAUUUGUUAAAAAAAAACAUUUACAUGUGUAGAGAAACGUACAAUUAAAGAUUGCAUCGGUUAAGAACUACAGCUGUGAAUGAAAAGUGGGACAACACUCACCCAUUCCGCUCUUAUUUCACUGUUAGUUACAACUAACAACUAAUCACAAUCGUAAAAACGGCUCGUCUAAAUUAAUUGUGUCGUACAGUCAUCAUUACUUAAAUUGACUACGUCACGAAUUUUCUAUGAUAAAAUUUGUAAAAAAAAAAUUGCCAUUUUUUUACAUUAAA
Messenger RNA from Priapulus caudatus, 1536 nucleotides. RefSeq names its product syntaxin-like. Gene Ontology annotation, molecular function: SNARE binding; SNAP receptor activity. The record is from RefSeq and is a predicted model, not a curated record. Gene Ontology annotation, cellular component: plasma membrane; SNARE complex; endomembrane system. Gene Ontology annotation, biological process: vesicle fusion; exocytosis; intracellular protein transport. Bases 62 to 436 code for a protein of 124 amino acids. The transcript has 6 exons. NCBI's taxonomy places the organism in Eukaryota, Metazoa, Priapulida, Priapulimorpha, Priapulimorphida, Priapulidae.